UGGUUGUGUAAUUUAAUCAGAUUUUUGUCCGCUAUUAUCAAAUAUAAAUAAACAGUGCAGAUACCUAGUACAUACUAUUAACAUUUGAAAGUCAUCGGAUUUUACUGUUCAUCGAAUAUUAAGUUCAAUUGCGACUGGAAGAAACUUUUCUCGUUACUGUAUUAAUUCAAUUUUUUCUUAAAGAAUACAAAUAAAUAGUUUAUUCAAUAUGAGUUUUUAUUGAACAUAGGAAUAUGUUAUUUUUCUAUGUUGUACUCACGCUUCUUAGCGAAUGGUUGUUUUUACCAGUAGAAACGGAUUGCGGUUGUGACAAACUCAAACGAGAAGAAGAAUAUAAUGAAAAGGGGUACUCCAAACAAGUUUCUUUCUCCGAGCAAUCCAAUGACGGUAUUUUUGGGUUAAUUCAAGAAAUGAGUCUCGUUCGAGGAGGGCUACAUUUUGUAGGAACCAAUGAACCAUUUUUUCAAACCGACCGAGAAGGUCCUGAACGAGAAGUAAACAUCAAAGAUUUUUAUAUAGAUUGGUACGAAGUUUCAAAUAGCAAGUUUAAAGAUUUUGUAGACCAAACAAAUUACGUUACCGAAGCAGAAAAGUUUGGAGAUAGCUUUGUUUUCCAGGAGUUUUUAAGCAAUGCAUCACGAGAUGAGUAUCGAGAUUUUCGUGUAGCUGCUGCUCCUUGGUGGUACAAAUUGAAAGGAGCAAGCUGGCAAUUUCCUGAAGGCGAUACAAAUAAAGGAAUUAAUGAUCGUCUGGAUCACCCAAUCGUUCAUGUUUCUUGGAAUGACGCUGUUGCCUAUUGUGCCUGGAAAGGGAAGCGACUUCCAACGGAAGUUGAAUGGGAGGUAGCAUGCCGUGGAGGAAGGAAACGAAAAUUGUUUCCCUGGGGUGAUAAGCUUCUACCGAAAAAUGAGCAUUACAUGAAUAUCUGGCAAGGAGAUUUUCCUGAGAACAACCUAGCAGAGGAUGGUUUUGUGGGCACUUGUCCCGUUGACAGAUUCCCACAAAAUGCUUUCAAGUUGUAUAAUAUUGUUGGGAAUGUUUGGGAAUGGACGUCAGAUUUAUGGGAUGAACAAGAAAAAUCGGAGCCUCCAAAUCGAGUGAAAAAAGGUGGAUCUUAUUUGUGCCACAAAUCUUAUUGCUACAGAUACAGAUGCGCUGCCCGAUCUCAGAACAGCGAAGACAGUUCCGCAGGCAAUUUGGGAUUCCGCUGUGCCUUAGAUGCAGAUUGAUUCCACAUCGUUGCCGACCCAAGUAAGAAACGCAUUACUGGUGGCAAAAAAAAAGAAUAAAAAAUUGAGUAUUAACGAUCGUAUUGAAAAAAAAAACGUUUUCGCUAACAUGAAAAGAAAAAUUGUUUCUUCAAAAUUGGUGUAUAAAUAUCCUGUUACGGAUAUAUAUUGAAUAUUUCCGAGUAUUCUCCAAGAAGAAACAAAACAGGUUGUCAAAUUUACUAAAAAUUAAUCAAAUAAAUCAGUAUAUUGUGAUAUGAAAUUAUGGUACGGAGAAAAUGAAUUGAUAUAUAAAUAAUGUUCCAGUUUUGAGUAGUGCAUUUUAUGUGUUACUUUACUAUAUCAUUGAUUCAAUCUUUAAAAUCACAGGAGGUGAUAGGGAACUGAAUUAGAAGACAUUUAAAUAUAUGUGUACAGCAAAUAA
This is a messenger RNA of Malaya genurostris, 1653 nucleotides long. Its product is annotated as formylglycine-generating enzyme. NCBI's taxonomy places the organism in Eukaryota, Metazoa, Arthropoda, Insecta, Diptera, Culicidae. The transcript has 2 exons. The coding region runs from base 234 to 1229 and encodes 331 amino acids. The record is from RefSeq and is a predicted model, not a curated record. Gene Ontology annotation, cellular component: endoplasmic reticulum.